This is a messenger RNA of Cuscuta campestris, 2533 nucleotides long. The record is from the annotation of a GenBank genome assembly. NCBI's taxonomy places the organism in Eukaryota, Viridiplantae, Streptophyta, Magnoliopsida, Solanales, Convolvulaceae.
CAGGGCCAACAGAUGCUGGCAAACGCCGUUGAAGAAUUCAACCUCCGGGAGACGGCGCCACUCCUCGGCGGCGGCAGGGUCUCCGGGAACGACCGUCUCGGGACGGCGUUUGAUCUCGUCGAACAAAUGCACUAUCUCUACGUCCGGGUUGUGAAGGCCAAGGAGUUGCCGCCCAAGGACGACGACAGUUCCGACGACGGUCCACAACCCUUCGUCGAGGUGAAGAUCGGAAACUUCAAGGAGACGACUCGGCAUUUCGAGAACAAACCCGAUCCCGAGUGGAACCAGGUUUUCUCCAUCCUCAAGGAGCACAUUCAGUCCCCCGUCGUCGAGAUCGCCGUGAGAGAUAAAGACAAAAGCCAAGAAGAUUCCGAUCUGAUCGGAGCCGUCACGUUCGAUGUUCUUGAGGUUCCCACUAGGGUUCCUCCCGACAGUCCCCUGGCCCCGCAAUGGUACCGGUUGGAGAACAACGCGGGAGGGAGAGCGCGUGGCGAGGUGAUGCUGGCCGUCUGGAUCGGAACCCAAGCCGACGAGGCCUUCCCGGAGGCCUGCAGCAUGGAAGUCUCCGCCGCCACCACCGCCGCGGCUCCUCCUCCGACUUCUGUAAGUCUUGCGAAUAUCAAGUCUAAGGUUUACUUGUCCCCCCGGCUAUGGUAUCUGAGAGUAAAUGUCAUUGAGGCCAAGGAGUUACCCUUUGGUGAGAAGAACAGACAAAACCCUGAAAUCUUUGUUAAGGUCUCUCUCGGAAAUGUGGUUUUGAGGACUAAGAUGUCUGUCACUAAGACAGCGAACCCGGUUUGGAACGAGGACUUGAUGUUCGUCGUGGCCGAACCGUUCGACGAGGAACUGGUUGUGUCUGUCGAGGAUAAGGUGGGAGGAAACAAGGAGGAAGUUCUGGGGAAAUGUGUCGUCCCUUUGCAGACGGUGGAGAAGAGGGUGGACUUUAGGGUUCCGACGGGCAGGUGGUGUGCUCUGGAGAAGCUUGCGCCGGUGGGGGAGAACGGGGAGAUGGUGAAUGUGAUCAAAACGAACUGUAGGGUUCAUCUGAGGUUGUCGUUCGAUGGCGGGUACCAUGUUCUCGACGAGUUGACUCAGUACAGUAGCGAUUUCAAGGCCACCGCUAGACAGCUUUCCAAGCCGUCUAUCGGCGUUCUUGAACUCGGGGUCCUGAGCGCUCAGGACUUGGCACCAAUGAAGCAAAAGGAUGGCCGCGGGAGGACGGACUCGUACUGCGUGGCCAAGUACGGGCCCAAGUGGAUCCGUACUCGGACGGUUCUCAACAGUCUGAACCCCAAAUGGAACGAGCAGUACACUUGGGACAUGUUCGAUCCUUGCACUGUCAUCACAAUCGCGGUUUUCGAUAACAACCACUUGCCAGAAGUCGCGACGAAUAACGGAGGAGUCCGGAUCCGGCUUUCUACCCUUGAGACGGAUAGAAUCUACACACAUUCUUACCCUCUCAUUGUCUUGUCCCCAAAUGGGGUGAGGAAGACCGGGGAAAUCCAGCUGGCUGUGCGGUUUUCCUCGGCCUCCCUAUACAACAUGCUUUCGUUGUACGGGAAACCGCUUUUGCCCCCUCUCCACUACCUCCACCCCCUGAGUAGCUAUCAGGUCGAGAGCCUGAGGCACCAGGCCACCCACAUCAUAUCGACGAGGAUGGCCCGAGCCGAGCCACCGCUCAGAAGGGAAGCGGUGGAGUACAUGCUCGACGUGGGGUCGAACAUGUGGAGCGUCAGGAAGAGCAAGGCGAACUACCUCCGGAUCGCCACGCUCCUGUCGAGCGUGGCGUCCGUCUGGGUCAUGUUCGACCGCGUCUGUGCCUGGCACAGUCCUGUCGUCAGCGUGCUGGCCCACGUCUUGUUCUUGAUGUUGGUGUGUUUCCCGCGGCUCAUUCUGAGUUCGGUUUUCCUGUGCCUCUUCGUCUUCGGGGUGUGCAAGUACAGGGGCAGGCCGAAGCACCCGUCCCAGGCGGACAGGGCCCACACGGACGAGCUGGACGAGGAGUUCGACAACUUCCCCAGCUCGAAGAGCGGGGACGUGUUGAAGAUGCGGUACGAUCGUCUGAGGAGCAUCGCGUCGAGGCUGCAGACGCUGGCGGGCGACGUGGCGACGCAGGGGGAGAGGUUCGGGAGCCUGCUGAGCUGGCGUGAUCCUAGGGCCACGAUGGUGUUCCUCGUUUUCUGUCUGGUUGCUUGCGUGGUGUUCUACGUGGUACCUUUCAGGGUUUUUGUUGUGGGGGUGGGGUUUCAUGUGAUGAGGCACCCCAGGUUCAGGGAGAAGAAGAUGCCAGGUGUCGUCAUCAGCUUCUUCCGGAGGCUGCCCGCCAAAUCCGACUCCUUGUUGUGACUCCCUGCAGAUUUAAUUAUUAAUGGUUGUUUAAAAAAAAAUUAUUAAUGGUUUUAUUUGAGUGCUUAUUUUGAGUGUGAACACCUAAAAGCACUUGAGAUGCGUUAAAGUUCACCUAAAAAUGUUUGUGUUUGAAAUGAUAACAAUUCUAAUCUCAUGCAGGGUGUUAUAAAACUAUGUUUUUAUG